AUGGACGGCGCGGCGGUCGAGCUCGAACGAAGCAAACUCAGAGUGCGACGCGCGUACGCGUUCGCGCAGUCCAGCGUGUCGUCGAUCGCGAUGAUGACGUUCAUGAUGUGGAUGAGCGGCAACUCGGUGCAAGUCUUUAGCAUCAUGGUCGUCUUCGGCGGCGUCGCGCAGACGACGCGAGCGAUCCUGAGCUCGCGAGCGACGUUCGAUAGAUUCGUCGAUGGUGAUGCGAGCGUGGACGUCACGGUGCCGAGGUUGAUGUUUUGCGCGGUGCAGCUCGUGGGAUUGUGCCUGGCGUUGCGCAAGCUCAACGUCAUGGGUCUGUUGCCCACGCACGCGAGCGACUGGGCGAGCGGGAUGAAGCCUCCGAGAGCGUUGGAGCGCGCGUUCGGCGACGUCGAGCUCGACCUUUAA
Ostreococcus lucimarinus CCE9901 is the source of this 414-nucleotide messenger RNA. RefSeq lists its product with no specific name. Gene Ontology annotation, cellular component: EMC complex. The transcript has a single exon. The record is from RefSeq and is a predicted model, not a curated record. Gene Ontology annotation, biological process: protein folding in endoplasmic reticulum. Bases 1 to 414 code for a protein of 137 amino acids. NCBI's taxonomy places the organism in Eukaryota, Viridiplantae, Chlorophyta, Mamiellophyceae, Mamiellales, Bathycoccaceae.